Messenger RNA from Gambusia affinis (western mosquitofish), 1542 nucleotides. RefSeq lists its product as uncharacterized. The transcript has 2 exons. The coding region runs from base 221 to 1324 and encodes 367 amino acids. Gene Ontology annotation, molecular function: nucleic acid binding. NCBI's taxonomy places the organism in Eukaryota, Metazoa, Chordata, Actinopteri, Cyprinodontiformes, Poeciliidae. The record is from RefSeq and is a predicted model, not a curated record.
CACAGUUGACCAAAAAGCAAAAACCGUGGCCAAAGCUUUGUGGAAUAAUUUUUUUGUUCACUAUGGCCUGCCAGAGCGAUUGCAUAGUGAUCAGGGCCGAGAUUUUGAGUCCACCCUGAUCAGAGAGCUAUGCAAUCUUCUUGGAAUAAAAAAAACAAGAACGACGCCUUACCAUCCACGUGGCAACCCUGUGGAAAGGUUUAACAGGACACUCCUUGCCAUGUUGGGCACCUUGCAAGAGGAGGAGAAGUUAAGGUGGAAAGAUUUUGUGCAGCCAUUGGUGCAUGCCUAUAAUUGCACGAAAAAUGACACUACAGGAUACUCACCUUAUCAGCUCAUGUUUGGGAGACAACCAAACUUACCCAUUGACAUUGCAUUCGGACUCAACAAGCAAAGUGGGAGGGGCGACACACAUUGUCAGUAUGUGAAAGGCCUCAGAGCAAGUUUGACAGAGAGCUACAAAAUUGCUAUUGAACAUAGCGAAAAGACUGCCUCUUACAACAAACAGAGGUUUGACACUACGGUCAGGGAGUCUAAGCUUGAAGUGGGAGAUCGUGUGUUAGUGAAAAAUGUUGGUCUCCGUGGUAAACACAAAAUCUCCAACAAGUGGACUAACACUGUUUACAAAGUGAUCAAACAGAUAGAAAACCUCCCUGUUUAUGUAGUAACUCCAUUUGAUGCCGAGGGUCCAGAAAGAGUCUUGCAUAGAGACUUGUUACUGCCCUGUGGUUUUCUGUCAGUUACAAAAGACCAACCUGAGCCCAGAAUCCAAAACCAACUGAGGAAAUCAAAAAGACUACGGUCAAGUGCAACAAACAGAGGCGCUGGAAAUGAAAUUUCAGAGGAUUUGCUGUCGGACAGCAAGGAUGAAGACGCCGAAUAUUACUACUAUCCUCCCAUAAAAAUGGUGACUGAUGUUGGAACCAGAACAAAUGAAGAACCGGACGAGGACAUGCAAACUGAACCUGAACACCAUAUGUUGGACACAAAUGAACUUGCCGGUGAGAGAACAGAACCUGGCAACGCAGGAUUGGAUGUGACAAACGAACAUGUUUCAUUGCCACCACUUAAUCCUGAAGCUUCACCAUUUGAGCCACAAGAGCCAAAAGAGACCAUCUCAGAAGAGAAGCAGCUCAGGAACCACCAUGAAGAGAAUGUUGAAGUGAGGAGAUCUACAAGAGAAAGAACCCAUCCCAAGAGACUGACCUAUCCAUCCUUAGGGAACCCCCUUGUGGUAGUUAUGCAGUCUUUACUGGGUGGCUUAGACAAAGCACUACAAGUAGCCCUUGAAAGUGACUUGUAUGCCCCUGUGUUUGACGUUUAGUAGAUGUUGACAUGCAGGGACGCAUGCAAUUAAUGGGGGGGAGGAUGUAACCCCCAUAUAUGUUUGUAAUAUUAUUGUGGGUAGUAUUUUUUAUUUUGUUCUUAUUGGAUUUUGUCUUGUAAUUUAAUGCACCAGCAAAUCGGUUUCUAUUUUAAUUUUGGGUUUUCUUUUUUCUACCAGAAACCGCCUGUAGGUGGCUUGUGAGUUUACACUCUGGU